AUGUCAAAGAAUGGUGUAUGGCAAUUAAAAAAAUUAGCAAUUAAUUAUUGCGAAUUUUCUGGAAGUAGUAAAUAUGUAAGAAAUAUUUUAAACUCGAAAGUAGAAAAAUUUAAAAGUGUUAACCCACAAAUCGAAUUUGAAUAUAAGGUCAAUCGUGGAUCACACCCAUACUUAAUAGCAACAUAUGAAUCAGGAGUAACAAAAACUGUACCAUUAAGAGGUAGAACAGAAGAAAAAGUUUUAAAACAUAUUCAAAAUCUUAAAGAUACUUCAGGUGAAAAACCAAGAAAGUUUGGUGAUAGAUAUAUUUCUAAAACAGAAUCAAUUCAAGGAUUGUGGAAUCCAUUCAUUAAUUUUAGUAACAGUGAACAAUAA
Molecule: messenger RNA, 375 nt
Organism: Dictyostelium discoideum AX4
Lineage: Eukaryota; Evosea; Eumycetozoa; Dictyosteliales; Dictyosteliaceae
Exons: 3
Coding region: 1-375 (124 amino acids)
Biological process (GO): mitochondrial translation
Cellular component (GO): mitochondrion
Molecular function (GO): structural constituent of ribosome
Source: RefSeq, a predicted model, not a curated record